GCUGACGACGCCGCGACCUCCCCCGCACGCCGCGACGUCCCUACGUCAUCGACGCCUCGAAGAAGACGGUCCAAAACGACGCCAACCGUCCCGACGCAGUCAGUGCCGAACAGCAGUCGCAGAUCUCGACUCGUUUUUUCGCCAACUUAGUAGACGAACGACAUAAAGCCAGUAGAUAAGUAGCCGAGCAAAUUAAACACAAAACGACAUCAUGUUUAAGAAUCACUUGGAAAUGAUCAGUCUCAACGAGACCCCAUCGAAAAAGGCCAAAUUCUGGCAAUCCUUUGUAAGAUCUCUCAAAGGAUCCGAUGACCUGAGAGCCUCCGACCCCGUAUCCGCCAGACCCAGAGGCAUCUUCCGACCAAUCAGCGACCUGCCCGAACUGUCCAGCGGCUGGCCCUUCGGCAAGUCUAUCUACGACGAGCCCAGCCACGCCGCCGAGCGCAUCCACGUUCCCGGAUACCGUUACGAUCCCCUCCACCGCGACACGUACGGAUACUCGCCCAGGCCCAUCUUCCCACACAACUACGGAUCCUUAGACAGAUACAGGCCCGCUUACCACGUAACAAAACCGAGACCUUUUGACGCCGAUGCCGCUUGGAGAGACCACAUCGACCGCGUCAAGGGUCGCGAACCCAGCCAGUGGCCCAGCAACAUCUUCCACACCACUUACCCGUUCUCGCGCUACCCACUCUACUUGGUCUACAGCAAGAGGCCCCCACCAGCUGCCGACAAAUACGACCCCCACCGCUCCUGGUUGGACCACUUGGACCGUUUGGCCGAACUGGACAAACUGUACCCGUCCCUGUGGCCUCUUACCGGAAGCAAACUGAGUCCAACACCCAUUAAGCCCGGUCGCUACGCUCCCCGCCCCUCCGAGGUGGCCUUCAACUACGCCGGCCAGCCCAUCUGGUCCCCAAGUAAGAGCCUCUUCAGCGACCUGCUCAACCCGUCGCCCUCGCUGCCCAUCUCGGCGGUAACGCGCGACCCCUUCUGGUGGGACUCGCCCUCCCUAAAACCGGUGUCGGCUCGCACUCCCUUCGGCAGGUCGCCCUUCUAUCUGCGCGACUCCUACCUGUCGCCGGUCAAAAGGACGUUCCUGUGGGACAAGCACCCCAUCAGGCCGUUCGCUGCCGUCUACUAAGUUCUAAAACCGUAAGAAGUCGAUGAUCACAACUCAAAAAUAAUAUCAAGCGACUCUGACUGAAAAAAAAAUCUAAAAAAAUGCAAUCUACUCGCAUUUUUUGAAGUAUUGUAAUCAACGACAGGUGUUCAUUUACUUAAUAUAUCAAUUGUCAUCUUUAACAUCAAAACGAGUGCCUUAUAAUAUACAAAAUAAAUAUAUUUAUUUGAUAUUAUAAGUUUUAUUUUCACAUAUAUUUGUACUCGCCCUUUGAGACCCAUAUAAAGAUGUACGUGUCUCUCCAUUCCAUCUAAGCAAAAAAGUCUUAUAUGGUCUCAAAGGGACGAAUUCAUCGUUUUAUUUUAUUGUUAUGUUAUAUUUAUUUAUUAUAUUGGUCUAGAUUUUUGGGGCAUAUGUAAAAUAAGACAAAUAAAUUUAUUUAAACAUUA
Sitophilus oryzae (rice weevil) is the source of this 1572-nucleotide messenger RNA. RefSeq lists its product as uncharacterized. Lineage: Eukaryota; Metazoa; Arthropoda; Insecta; Coleoptera; Curculionidae. The record is from RefSeq and is a predicted model, not a curated record.